AAAAUGUCUCAGUGAUAUCGGUAGGUAUAGUAGUAAGUGGUAGGUAACUAACUAAGUUGGUACCUAUUCUUAAAUUUCUAAACGAAAUCAGACAUUUUCAUUUCACAGGUUUAAGCUGUGGAAGGAAGCCAAAAAUUCAAUAUAAUUUCGAAACGUUAUGGACCAACAGAGACCAGAAAGUAGUACAAAUUCAGGGAAGAGGACACGACCUUUGCUCCUGCAGCCAAGUCCGAAAAUCGCGAGGGUCUCCGCAUAUGCUAGCUCCACGUCUAGUGGGGUCCUUAAAAGUUCCAAGAAGUUAGCACCAAAUUCUCCUAAAAAGUGUAAUGUGACUUAUAACAAGAGUGAUGUGCCUGCUCCAGGGACUCCUGUGCCUGAUAAGUAUGUCAGGAAAGCUGGCCCAUACUUGUUAGGCCCUAAGCUUGGGCCUAGUCCUGUGAAAAGUAUAGUGCAAUGUCUGGCAAGGAAAGAAAAAACUGAUGACUUUUACCAGGUAAAAAUCCUAACUUUAAAGAAUGAAGGCCAGCCAGAGACGCAAGAUGACCGGCAAGGCAAGAUGUUGCUCCACACAGAGUACUCCCUGCUCUCAUUGCUCAAGGAUCAGGACGGAGUCAUACACCACCAUGGACUCUUCAAGGAUCAUGCCUUAGAAGAAGUCCCCAAUCCGAAUGGACCCGGUUUUAUUUACACCGGUAAAGUCCGACAGAGGCUAUUCCUUGUGCUCGACUGCAUGACUUCCCACCAAUUCAGCGAGAAGUGUUCCGAGCUGAUAAACCUGCAGCAGUAUGUGACCAAAGUGAAAAAAGUUCCAGAGAAGGAGGCCAUAUUGAUAUUUUAUGAUAUAGUUAGGGUAGUAGCUAAUUUGCAUAAGAGAAACAUAGUACAUAGAGACAUAAAGCUAGGGAACAUUGUGCUGAACCAAAGGACGGGUCGCGUGACCAUCGGGAACUUCUGUCUCGGGACUCAUCUCGGCAGCGACCGCGAUCUGCUCAAGGACCAGAGAGGGUCGCCCGCGUACAUAUCGCCGGACGUGCUGCAGUGCCGGCCCUACCUGGGCAAGCCCUCGGACAUGUGGGCGGCCGGCGUGCUGCUCUACACCAUGCUGUACGGACAGUUCCCCUUCUGCGACUCCAGCCUCGCGCAGCUCUUCACCAGGAUACAGCAGGCCAACUACAAUAUACCGCCAGACGGCAAUUUGGUACAAGUGUCAGACAGCACAGUCUUCCUGAUUCAGAGGCUGCUGGUCAAGGAUCCCAAACAUAGAUUAUUGGCGGAAGAGGUCCUCGACCAGCUGUCCAGUAUAAUAGCCAGCUACGUGAUCGUUCCCAACCCCCCGGAGGAGCUGCAGGUGGUCCCCGACAUCGCGCUGGAGGAACACAAAGACAAGGAGAGCCCGCAGUGCUCCAGCGAGGUGGACAGGAAACCGUUCUUGAAUAUCGUCGAGAGUGGGGGCGAGAGGACACCUAAUUCCAACGAGGAGCUGGGCAUAUUCUGUGUACCGCUGCCGGAGUUCCUGGCGAUGAAGUUCCCCCCCGCGCGGCCCCCGGGGGUCCCCUCCCCCUCCCCCUCCCCCUCCCCGUGCCCCUCCCCGUCCUCCGCCGCCGGCAGCCGGCAGCUCACGGUGCAGAGGGUCGGCCGCGACGCCAGACCGCUCAGCCACGACGAGAUAGCCAGGUACCAGCACAUGUUUACGAAUAAUCAAAGAACUGAACAGCCGAGACGGACAGAGCAGCAGAGCGCAGUGCCGGAGCCGCGACCGCCGGCCGAGACCUCGCGUCUGCGCGCGCUGGCGGCGCGCGUGCCCAGGCUGCGCAACAUCCACAACAACCACAACCACAACCACCACCACAACCACAGCGACCUCAGGGCUGUGGCGUGGAACGAGCGGGCGAGGCUGCAGAUAGAUAGAUCAUGGGACAACGACUAUGUUGUAAGAUUGCCGGGUUUGGAUUUAUCCAGGGGACGGACGAACCCAGGGGAAACGGGCAUUAGUAGACAAGAGAAUAACAACGAAGAUUAUAAUUAGACAACUUUAUAAUAAUAUGAAAUAAAUUAAAAUAAAAGAACUAUAGUUACGGAUACUGAUUGCUAAAGGCUGCCAUUUUGUUUUAUAUAAAAAAAAAAUAGUAUUCUUGACGUAAUUAAGGGAACUUAUCUUGACGUGCCUUUUUAUUGAAACAUACACUUAUUAAUAAAUAAAAAAAAAUGCAAAUAUUAAGCACGGAAUAGUCAUUCUUUGUUUUGUCUCGUUCUUUAAAUGUCAAAUGCUGAAAAGGGAGAGACGGGCAAAACAAUAGUUACAGUCUGUCGAAAAAGUGAGAAAAACAGAUUUUUGACGAACGAACAUUUUUUUUGCCAUUGCAACACCAAAUAGAUUGGUUAAUUGUACACCCAGUGUUGCCAGCCAACAGGAGACAGCGCACUCAUGUAUUUUCUCAACUUUCUUGACAGACUGUAAUCCCAAGUCUAAUCCCGACAUUGCUAAGCGUCGGUUUUAAAUAAUUCAGACAAUCGAUUUGUCAUGUGCUAAUAUAUUGAUUGAAGGGUCAGUUUCAAUAAAGACAUGUAAAGAUCGUGUAUCUACUUUUUAUUACUUAAAUACACGAGCGAUUUCAACUUCUACUGCUGUAAAAAUAUAAGUAUUUGCCUGGUUAGGUGUUAAUUAAUUCGAAGGCCUUCACAGAAAAUUAAUAAGUGCGCUGUGUUCACUUGUCUAGAUAUUGAAAAUAGAGGAGGUUAAAUGUUAGGACACUUGAUACGACACGAUGCCUUCUUGGGCCCUUCGAAGGGGCCCAGGAAAUCCGAAAGAUAUAGACAGAGAUAGUUACAAAGAGAUAAAGAGAUAGAAUUAAAAGAAAAAGUGGGCGUCGUGUCGUAUUAAGAAUUGAAGCAAUUAGAUAUGGAGAGAGGGCGAUGAACUCCACCGACAAAAGCCUCGCUCUUAAAUUACAUGAUGAUUUUGUGUCCACUUGGCAACACUAGGUGUUAAUAGAGAUGUAAAGAACUCCAGUCUUUGAGGCUUAAUUCAAUAGACUGCUCAAUUUUACAAGACUCGGUGUACUAACAAAACUCUAAAGAGUCUUGAGCCGAGCCGAGCUCCAGUCCUUUCUCGAAGACUCGAGCGACAAAAUAGAACUGGAGUCUUAAAAAGAGCUCGAGUGUAUCACGUCUUGAGCGUAUCAGGGUUGAAUACUUUAAAAAUAAUGUUUAUGGUAAUUGAAAAAUCGAAGAACGUAAUGUUGUCACUUGUCAUAAAAGGAACUAUGACUAAAUUACUAAUAUAUCCCACAAAAGUUAAAUAUUUUAUUUCCAGUUUAUUUAUAAAGGAACUCUCCAAGAACGGAAAAGAACUUGAGCGCGACUCGUUCCGUAAAACGACUCGAGCGCGAAUUAAGACCUAAACGCUGUAAUUGUGCGCCCAAGAGUUUAUAGUCUGGGGGUCUUGUUGUAAUGAGUCGAGUUGUGCAAUUUGUCAGCCGAGCCUAAAAUUUAGGACUCAAAAGACUCGAGUUCUUUACAUCUCUAGUUGUUGCAAUAAUAAAAAAAUGUAGCUGGUCAUUCCGUUUUCUGCUCUUCAUACACUGUUAUAUCUUUUUGAAUUAUCAUUUGUGGUCAUCCAAAUCAAAAGGGACCUUAUGGCGGCUGGCUUUUAGCUCUUUAUUGCCGUUGUUCGAAUACAAAACAACGACAAGUUACAGUACUUUGUAGCUUGUGAGAACCAGUACCAAUAGUUUGUAGCUUGUGAGAAAUAACUAUAAAUAUAAAGAUUGACGAGAAAAAGUGCCUGUGAAGGUCUAAUUUCUGAAUAAAUGAUUUGAAUUUGAAUUUGAAUUUGCAAUAAUGUCGUAAGUGCCGGGCGCCAUAAAGUCCCUUUUGAUUUGGACGGUCACAUUUUAUGAAACAGUCCAAAAAUGAAAACUGCCAAAUUGUGUGAUACAAUUAUGUGUAUAAACUGUGUAUUGUGUGAAAUAAAUGUAGGUUGCUAGAGUAGCGAGAAUUCAUUAUUCACAAUUCAAAAUUAUACACACUUAGAAUUAGGUAAGAAUCCCAUACAAACUGUUUUCAUUUAUAUUUGAUAUUCACAAAUAUAAGAGUAGUUCAUCAAUAAUAUUAAUAAUGAUAGGAGCUAAGGACGAAGUAUUAAUUUUUAUGCUUAUGCGUGGAGAUAUUCAUAUUAAGAUUGUUACUAUAGUCUUUUUCUAGUACCUAUACAUGAUAAAGCGAAAAAUGUCUGUUAUUUUAUUAUACAAGUUAUUAUAUAUUUGCGUUUACUAAAUAUUAUUUACUAGCGGCCAGCCCCGACUUCGCUCGGGUAAAACCAUAAUAAUACACCUAAACAUUUUUCGUCUUGGCGCAAAAUAUCCUUUUCUCACAAUGUCCAUUCUCAUAAUAUCCUUUUCUCAAAGUGUUCUUGUGUGUUUUUGAUGAUAAUUUAGAUAAGCAACUGAUUAAAACAGUUUUUUUUAUUAAAAGGACAUUUUGAGAAAAGGACAUUAUUUCAUGAAAGGACUUUUCAGGAAUCACAUUAUAUAUUUAAAAAAUCUGCCUAAAAUCUGUUGCGUAGUUUAGCAGAUCUAAGCAUACAUAGUGACAACAUCGUUAUAUUGUUUUAACAGGAUAUAAAUCGUUCGGAUUGUUUUUCUAUUUUCCUAAUGCACUAGAAACAUACUAUAGUAAGUAGUCUGCAAUCAUUCAAAACAACAAGAUAUCGUUACAAUAUUUUUUCAAUAGUAUACUAACAAUGCCUUUUAUUGAAAAUAAUUUCUUAGCACAAUCGAAUUUUUACUCAGGUAUGGCAAAAUACAGUUACCUGAACAUCAUUUUUUAAUGAAAAACUAAUAUACUGUAAUACCGGCUACACACUAUCGUAGAUCUCGGAGAGAUUCCGACGCGAAUGCGUGUACAUUGCGUGGUUUGUAUGAGUGCUUUUAUUUACCGCAACGAAAAACCAGCAACGUAUGCCGAACCCGCCAAGUCCGGCGAGCUGGCCCGCGUUACGUGGAGCCGGUCACGUAAGAAAUAAUGUAACUCGCUAAGUCUGAUGUAUUAUUGUUGUGUAAAAUCGGCAUUAUUAAUGUACUUGUAUUAUUUUUAGCUGAUAUUUUCAUUGUAAGUGGGUUUAGCCGGGUAUUUUUGACUUAUUUUAAAAGGAUGCCUAUAUUUAAGGUUAAAACCUAAUAUGCAGCCAUUCAAAUUUGUAUAUAAUUUUACUACAGUACAGUUACCUAUAAAGAAUAGAAAAUUUAUGACGAUACUGAGAUAUGAUCAGAUUAUUGACUGAAUUAAAUUAUUUGGCUGGCAACAUUGGGUGGUAUAAACCAAUCACGUUCGUGGUGUUAUAGAUACUAUUAGAGUUAGCUCUAAUAAGAACUUUAUCUGUGGUCUGAUCUGAAUGUGUACAUUAUACAUAAGAGAGGUCCCGGGUUCGAUCCCCGGUCGGGUCAUGAUGGAAAAUGAUCUUUUUCUGAUCGGCCCGGGUCUUGGAUGUUUAUCUAUAUAUGUAUAUGUUAUCAAAUAUACUAUCGUUGAGUUAGUAUCCCAUAACAGAAGUCUAGAACUUACUUUGGGGCUAGCUCAAUCUGUGUGAUUUGUCCUGAUAUAUUUAUUUAUUUAUUUAUUAUAUAUAAUACAUAAGUAUCAUCGUAUAUAAUUAUACCUUCCUCCGCACAAGAAAGAGAGAGAGAUCGGGCUACAGAUGAAAGAGUUAGCAGUACUUUGUACAAUAUGUACUUUGCAUCGGGGUGUCCACAGUUCACAGAAUCACUCUUCAUCGAAAGCACGUUUUGUCAAAAAAUAUUUUUGGUUGCUCAAAAUCUAGAUAAGCUUGAAUUAAAAUAAUCGGUAAAUUCAGUUUUGCUUGACAUAAUUAGGUUAGGUUACGUAAGAACAUGAUAAUAAAGUAAACAUUUAAGUAACUUGAGAUAUAAUUUUUGUUUCGCCGGAACGUGAAACAUUUUGAUGCAAAGGGGGUGUCCACAGACACCCCCUUUGCAUCAAAAUGUUCUUAGUACCUAGUGCUGGCUUCAUUGUCUAUAGAUUGAUGAUCCAAUGUUGGUGUUGCAAUGAUAAAAAAUAUGUCGGCAAAAAUUCGUUUUCUACUCUUUAAAGGCAGACUGCAAUAUUGUAAGCGUAUGCAAUGCAAUUUUUAAGCAUUGUAAAGUUAUUACUUAAAUCAAACGUCCAAACUGUUUUACGAAUGUAUUGUUUGUAUUCUAUCUGACAGGUGUUUGGGUUGCCAUGAGCGAUGUUAUUUUGAUUUAAAAUAAAUAAAAAAUAGCAUUUAUUGGCAGUUUCUUGGCACAAUAGAAAAAACAUAAAACCAAAGUGCACCGCGUUGCGCGGACCAUCCAUCAGCUAACUCGCCAUCGAGCUCGGCGUGAGCCUGUGUCUCGAAUGGAAACAGCAUCGUGGAUGUCCCUGCAGUGCGGAGAUGAAACAUACACAUAAACUUAAAAUAAGACAUUUGAAAAAGGGUACAAUAGUUCUCAAGCUAGAGUUAUCUGUGCUUUGGGAAACCGCGCAAAGACUAGUUUCAUCAUCGGGCUUUUUCCUUUGGGAAUUUUGUGAACAAAAUAUUUAAGUUGUCCUCCUGCGUUGAAUCAUUUCAGUUUUAUGCCUGUUGAGCCAUUUAUGUCAGAAAACACGGUUAACAGCAAUGAACCUACCCAAAUUCAUAGCAAACUCGCCGCCAUUACCGCACCAUAAAGACCCAUGCAGGGUAGCUAUGUGCUGUUGACUGUACCAUCUGUUCAAGCAUCAUUGAUCAGUGAAGCGGAGCGUGGUUUUGUAAUUACAAUAUAUUGUAUCAUUUUUGUUAUAAUUCUUUGGUUAUUGGUAAUUUUGUUAUUUUCUGUAAUGGCAACCCAGAAGUUUAUGAGUGAUAAUUGUAAUGUAUAUUUUAAGUAGGCCAAUUUGUUAUUUGUUAAUGCAUCCUGUUCGGUGGUAUGUGGAUAAUAAAAUGUAUUUUAAUUUA
Plodia interpunctella (Indianmeal moth) is the source of this 6973-nucleotide messenger RNA. RefSeq names its product serine/threonine-protein kinase 40-like. Bases 158 to 2026 code for a protein of 622 amino acids. Gene Ontology annotation, molecular function: protein kinase activity; ATP binding. Gene Ontology annotation, biological process: protein phosphorylation. The transcript has 12 exons. Lineage: Eukaryota; Metazoa; Arthropoda; Insecta; Lepidoptera; Pyralidae. The record is from RefSeq and is a predicted model, not a curated record.